CUUAAAAAUUAGUGAAAGCGAACACGUUGUAACACGUGUGUAUCGUACAAUACAACAUACGCAUCUUUAACAGUCACCAGUUUUCCUUAUAUGCAUUAUUUAAUUUAAAUACUCUUCUAACUGUUUUAUAAUGAAAGUAAUGAAUUUGUUACAAUAACUAUUAUCAAAUACAAAGUAAUAGUUAUGGAGAAAUUAGUGAAACCAAUAACCGAAAGAAAUACUGAAUCUCAGUUUUUUGGAAUUAUAGUAGCUGUAUUUUGUGUAAUAUUAACACUAUUUUUAGUUACUUUAUGGCGGAGAAGAAAGUCUGCCGGGAAUAGUAUUCUUAUUACAGGCCUUAGUGAUGCUGGAAAAACGAUACUUUUUUCACGAUUAUUGGAUUCUAAAUUAAUUUCUACUUAUACGUCUGUUAAAGAGAACACAGGUGACAUCGUUAUAAAUAAUCAUUCUUUGCGUAUUGUAGAUAUUCCUGGUCAUGAAAGAUUAAGAUACAAAUAUUUUGACAAGUAUAAAUCUUCUGCCCGUGCUUUGGUAUAUGUAAUUGAUGCCGUAACAUUGCAAAAAGAUAUUCGUGAUGUUGCAGAGUUCUUGUACAGUUUGUUAUCAAUUAUAAAUAUUAAUAGACAUAUUCCUAUACUUAUAUUGUGUAAUAAACAAGAUCAAACGAUGGCUAAGGGGUGGAGAGUUAUUAAAACUCUCCUGGAAAAAGAAAUAAAUUUGCUUCGCUUAACUAAGUCCAGUCAAUUGGAAUCGAUUGAUGAUUCAUCUUCAAAUGCUUUUCUUGGAAAAAUUGGAAUUGAUUUCGAAUUUAUUCAUCUUAAUAUGAACGUUCAAUUUGCUGAAUGUUGUGCAUUCAACAAAGAUUCAGAUUCAAUUGCCGAUAUUCAAGAGUUAAAUAUGUGGUUAAAGAAAAUUAUUUAAAUUAUUUAUGUAAAUUAUAUAAUAAAAUUUAUUUUAUAAUAAAUUAUAGUUAAAAUAAAAUAAA
Leptopilina boulardi is the source of this 985-nucleotide messenger RNA. RefSeq names its product signal recognition particle receptor subunit beta (gene SrpRbeta). NCBI's taxonomy places the organism in Eukaryota, Metazoa, Arthropoda, Insecta, Hymenoptera, Figitidae. Gene Ontology annotation, biological process: protein localization to organelle; intracellular protein transport; Golgi to plasma membrane protein transport. Gene Ontology annotation, cellular component: Golgi apparatus. Gene Ontology annotation, molecular function: GTPase activity; GTP binding. Bases 184 to 921 code for a protein of 245 amino acids. The record is from RefSeq and is a predicted model, not a curated record. The transcript has 4 exons.